This is a messenger RNA of Rattus norvegicus (Norway rat), 3307 nucleotides long. The record is from RefSeq and is a predicted model, not a curated record. NCBI's taxonomy places the organism in Eukaryota, Metazoa, Chordata, Mammalia, Rodentia, Muridae.
AUAGUUAGAUGAUGAAAGUCAUGGUCAUAUUAUAUUCUAAUUUAAUUAAUUACAAUUACUCACACCUAGGCUAGUAAGAAAACUGCAGUUAAGCUGGGCUAUAAACUUCAACCUACUUCCUCUCCAAUGGCAACCCACCUCUUCUCUUCUCUUCUCUUCUCUUCUCUUCUCUUCUCUUCUCUUCUCUUCUCUUCUCUUCUCUUCUCUUCUCUCCUCUCCUCUCCUCUCCUCUCCUCUCCUCUCCUCUCCUCUCCUCUUCUCUUCUCUCUCCUCUCCUCUCCUUUUUUCUCUUUCUUUCCUUCCUUCCUUUCUUUCAAUUUUUAUUAUUCUCUCAUAAAUUACAUUCUUGAUGGAGUUUCCCCUCUCUUACCUCCCUCUAGUCUCUCCCUCCCACCUUCUUUCCUCUGUAGAUCUACUCUCACUCUACUUCCCCUCAGACAAAGAGCAGGCCUCCCAGGAACAUCAACAAAACUGGAAUUUUCUGAGGAACCUCCAGAAUGAUUUCCAGAAUGGUUGUACCAGUCUGCAAUCCCACCAACAGUGGAGGAAUGUUCCUCUUUCUCCACAUCGUCGCUAGCAUUUGCUGUCACCUGAGUUUUUGAUCUUAGCCAUUCUGACUGGUAUGAGGUGGUAUGAGGUUUUGAUUUGCAUUUACCUUAUGACUAAAGAUGUUGAACAUUUCUUUAGGUGUUUCUCAGCCAUUCGGCAUUCCUCAGCUGUGAAUUCUUUGUUUAGCUCUUGAACCCCAUUUUUAAAUAGGGUUAUUUGUCUCCCUGAGGUCUAACUUCUUGAGUUCUUUGUAUAUUUUGGAUAUAAGCCCUCUAUCUGUUGUAGGAUUGGUAAAGAUCUUUUCCCAAUCAAGCCUCUGAAGAAAGAAAUUGAAGAAGACCUCAGAAGAUGGAAAGAUCUCCCAUGCUCAUGGAUUGGCAGGAUUAAUAUAGUAAAAAUGGCCAUUUUACCAAAAGCGAUCUACAUAUUCAAUGCAAUCCCCAUCAACAUACCAAUCCAAUUCUUCAGAGAGUUAGACAGAACAAUUUGCAAAUUCAUCUGGAAUAACAAAAAACCCAGGAUAGCUAAAACUAUCCUCAACAAUAAAAGGACUUCAGGGGGAAUCACUAUCCCUGAACUCAGGCAGUAUUACAGAGCAAUAGUGAUAAAAACUGCAUGGUUGGUACAGAGACAGACAGAUAGAGCAGUGGAAUAGAAUUGAAGACCCAGAAAUGAACCCACACACCUAUGGGCACUUGAUUUUUGGCAAAGCAGCCAAAACCAUCCAAUGGAAAAAGGAUAGCAUUUUCAGCAAAUGGUGCUGGUUUAACUGGAGGUCAGUAUGUAGAAGAAUGCAGAUCGAUCCAUGCUUAUCACCCUGUACAAAGCUUAAGUCCAAGUGGAUCAAGGACCUCCAUAUCAAACCAGAUACACUCAAAGUAAUAGAAGAAAAAGCGGGGAAGCAUCUCGAACACAUGGGCACUGGAGAAAAUUUCCUAAACAAAACACCAAUGGCUUAUGCUCUAAGAUCAAGAAUCGACAAAUAGGAUCUCAUAAAACUGCAAAGCUUCUGUAAGGCAAAGGCACUGUUGUUAGGACAAAACAAUAUCCAGGAAUGUUUUACCUAUAAUAUUUAUUCUCCAAGUACUUCUUAUGUGAUUUUUAUAAUCCUGUUUUAAAAAUGAGGAAAGGUAAGAAAUAUAGUAGGUAAAUAGCCCCAAGUCAUAAGCAGUUACUGAUAUGAAUAAUGAAAACUUGGCUUUGUGAUGCCUAGACCUCAGGUCAGUUCUGUGUACAUCAUGGUAUAAAAGUAUUUCUUGAGGUUGUACUCACGCUCCUGAAUGUGCAGUCUUGCUUGGCUUUGAAUCCUCUUGCAGCAUUAAGGCUGGUUAUCAGAGAAGUGGAAUUUAUAUGUGCCCUGAGAUGUAUGCUGGUAUGUAGAUGCUCAGUGAACCAUGUCCUGGUUAGCUCCAGUGAGAAGGAAAUUUCAUUAUUUGAUUCUUGGGUACAGAAUAAUGCUACACACAUACUGACGUAGUUGUUGGAUUCUAAAAACUGUGUUCACACCCUCAUAACUGACACGAAAACUACAUGGUGUCUAUUUCAUAGGACGUCAGAGCCACAGAAUCUUAAAAUAACUCUUGGCAUCAGAAUUGAAAACUGGGUUUGCUUCGUCUAAGGAGUUUAUGUUCUCAUUGCAGGAGUCGUGUCUAUUCUUCCAAGCUCUAGUUGUGUUCCCAGACAGUCAUGGAACAUUCUUACUGUUCUUCAGUCCUUGCUUCAGGCUUUUCAAUGUCACUGUUGUGCAACCAGAGGCGCGGAAACUGCUGCUGUCAGACUCUAAUCCUUUCUGCUUGGAUUUGUUGCCAGGGUAUACAGUAGUGAACCACAAGCUCUGAGGUCAGUCUUGCAAACAUUACCAGAGGCUUCAGCAGCAAACCACAAGCUGUGGAUGCUACUCUUUCACCUUCUGUAAACUCAGCUAACACUUUUAGUGUAUUAUUUGCUUAUUGUUCAACAUAUGACCAAGAAAACAGCAACAUAUUGCUAUUCAUUAAUUCAGCAUUUGAUGGACCUCACAAAGGUAACCAACAGCAUUACUCACAAAGAAACCCACAAAGAGACCAGAGACAAUGAUGAUGACAAGCAGGUGGUUGCAGAGAUCAUGGCAAGAAGUUUUAUUCCAACUCUGAUAACGACAGUUUCUUGGGAAGGCUUUCACUUUGCUGGUCAUGAGAUUCAGAUUACUGAAGGCAAAGAUUCUUAUGGUGCAUUUGUCUGGCCAUCGGCCCUUGUUCUAUGUUAUUUCCUGGAAACACAUGCCAAGCAAUAUAACAUGGUUGAUAAAAAUGUGAUUGAAAUUGGAGCUGGGACAGGGCUUGUCUCCAUUGUGGCAAGUUUGCUUGGUGCUCGUGUGAUUGCUACAGACUUACCUGAAUUACUUGGAAACCUGCAAUAUAAUAUUUCAAAAAACACCAAAACGAAAUGCAAGCAUUUACCUCAGGUCAAAGAAUUGUCCUGGGGAGUAGCAUUAGACAGGAAUUUCCCCAGGUCUUCCAAUAACUUUGACUAUAUCCUGGCAGCAGAUGUUGUCUAUGCCCAUCCAUUCCUGGAGGAACUUCUCAUGACCUUUGACCAUCUCUGCAGAGAAACUACCAUUAUCCUUUGGGCUAUGAGAUUCAGGCUAGAAAAAGAAAAUAAAUUUGUAGAUAAAUUUAAGGAACUGUUUGACCUGGAAGAAAUUUCUAGUUUCCCUAGCUUGAAUAUUAAGUUGUACAAGGCUAUGAAAAAAAAUUGGAGGCGUGCAUAAUGCAUCAGG